AUGGAAAAAGGGUGGUUGUUUUGUGGAGGAGGUAGUAGCCCUGGAGAUCAGUCUAAGUCAUUUCCUUCACAGACUCCUUUGGAGGACAUUUACAAGUUCUGGGCAAAGUCUCCUGAAAAUUUGAAACGGAAAUCAGCUGAGGUUGAUGGAGCCAGUUCUGCAAAAAAGCAGAGAGUUGCGGAUCCUGACAGCAGCAUGGAGAGCUCAGAAGAGGAGUCUGCCACGAAAGUUGCACCAGGACUCAAGCCAUCCUCUGGGAGCACGAUAAGUUCCAAGCCAGCUGCAGUUGCUAAGAGCAGUGAAGAUAGUGACGAAGAUUCAAGUGAAGAUGAGUCUUCUGAAGAGGAAGAUAAAAAGUCAAAAGGGCAGGUUAAGGGCACUCCAAGUAAGCUGUUGUCUGGCAAACAGACACAAGUAAGCAAUGUAACAGCAGUAAAGAAAUUAUCAACGUCCACUCCAAAUAAGAUAUCUGCAACAGCUCCAAGCAAAUCAGGCCCGGCCACUCCAAAGUCCAAAAAUGUACCUGCCAAAGCUACAACUCCUGCUAAGGCUGGUGCUGUAGUCAAAAAGGAGGAGAGCUCAGAGACCGACAGCAGCGACUCAUCUGAAAGUGAAAAAGAAAAAACAAGACCUCCUGCAGUGGGAACAACAAAGCCUGGAACCAGUGUCAUAAAAAAGGAUGAAACAAGCAGUGAAGAAACUGAUUCUGAAGAUGAGGAUGAUGAGGAGAAAAAGAAGGCUGCUCAGUGCCAAGGGGGUAACAUAGUCAACUGCUUCACUAAGGAUGACUUUGCAUUUGCUGUUUCUACCCCAGUGCCUUUUCCUUACUUGGAGGAAGUCUACCUGACUUGUAUGGUAGCCACUCUUGUAUGUGAUCUUGUGACAGUUUCUCUUGCUGAAGCAUUUGUUGACCACCUUCAAGCCAUUUUCCAGACUUAA
This is a messenger RNA of Protopterus annectens (West African lungfish), 939 nucleotides long. RefSeq names its product nucleolar and coiled-body phosphoprotein 1-like. The record is from RefSeq and is a predicted model, not a curated record. Bases 1 to 939 code for a protein of 312 amino acids. The transcript has 7 exons. NCBI's taxonomy places the organism in Eukaryota, Metazoa, Chordata, Ceratodontiformes, Protopteridae.